GACGCCAUUUUCCCUAGGAAUCCCAGAUUUGCACCGGAGUGUACUCGUACAUGUUGCAUAUAUAGACGGUACUAACAGUACUAGUUUUCAACGGAAUAUUGUUUUAGAAUGGAAAUAUUAGUGUCUGUAUAAUUUAAAAUAAUAUUGUAAUAAAUUGUAGUUUAUUCAAACUAAAUCUUACAAAUAAAUUCUUUCUAACUCUUAUAAAAAGACAUUGAACCAUAAACAUAAUGAGGUGACCAACCAAGUUAUAAGCACGAUUACCGAUAUAUGUAGUACUAACACUAAUAGUAAAAACAUAAUUAAAAACAGCGGUAGAACUAAUAACAUCAACGAAACUAAGAAUAAUAACACAACUUAAAUAUUCUGCCAAAAUUAUACAAUCUUUCUAAACUUCAUGUUUUAAAGAACAUGUAGAAGUAUCAUUGCUUGAGUGUGAAUUGCAAAGCACCUAAUACAAUAUAAGAUUUAUUCAUUAAUAUAACUAUUAAUUAUAGUUACAAUACUAAGUGAUAAACCUACAGUCUUAAAUGAUUUAUAUUUAAUGAAAACCUUGGCAUGACUAUUCAAUAUAGCAUGCCACCUUUUGGAAAUGGAAUACAAGAAAAUUGCUAUUAUAUUAAGAGGGACUGCAUUAAAUAAAGAAGCAGAUCAUUGCCAUUAUUACUAUAGAUUUUGUAAUAAGAGUAAAUGGCCAUGGCUGAGAACUUGGAGAGUGAAAAAUAUCCUUUACACAAAUGCAUAUUUCAAGGAGACGUUAAAACCUUAAGUUCUUUAAUUAGGACUUAUGAUAUUGCAGAAAAAGAUAAACAAGGAAAUACUCCGUUACAUUUAGCUGUCAUGUUAGGAAGAAAAGAAUCGGUCCAAUUAUUACUUGCACAUGGUGCACCUGUAAAGGUAAAAAACUUGGCUGGAUGGAGUCCACUUGCAGAGGCAAUUAGUUAUGGAGAUAGACAAACUAUAUCAUCAUUAGUGCGAAAAUUAAAGCAACAAGCAAGAGAACAAAUGGAAGAAAGAAGACCAAAUUUAGUUGCAACAUUACGUCAAAUGGGUGAUUUUUAUAUGGAAUUAAAAUGGGAUUUUCAGAGUUGGGUACCAUUAGUUUCUCGUGUACUUCCUUCUGAUGUGUGUAAAAUACACAAGAGCGGAGCAUCUAUUAGAAUGGAUACUACUUUGGUAGAUUUCAAUGACAUGAGGUGGGAAAGAGGAGACAUAUCGUUCAUUUUUAAUGGUGAUCAGAAACCAAGCAAAUCAUUGACAGUGCUCGAUAACAAAGCUAAACUUUUUCAAAGAGUGAGAUAUGAGGAAACAGAAUUAGAAAUAGAGGAUGAAGUAGAUAUUCUCAUGUCAAGUGAUAUCAUGGCAGCCCAAAUGUCAACAAAAGGUAUUACAUUUUCAAGAGCACAAACUGGUUGGAUAUUUCGUGAAGAUAAAAGGGAGAUGGUAGGACCUUUCCAUGCAGAUUUUUAUCAAAUCAAUGGAAUGGUUUUGGAAAGUAGGAAACGACGAGAACACUUAAGCGAAGAAGAUUUGCAAAAGAAUAAAGCUAUUAUGGAAUCAUUAACUAAAGGAAGUUCGCAAGGAUUUGCAAAUGGGAAGCCUCCAGUUAGAAGAGCUUCUUUAAAUCCCCCACCAGAAUCAAAUAUUACUUGGGAAGAAUAUAUUAUGGCUCCGCCUGGUCAAUGUCCACUUCUUGGAAGAAAUCUUGUUUAUAAAGAAAGCAGUAAAUCAUUUAAAGCAACAGUUGCUAUGAGUCCAGAUUUUCCAUUGACAGUUGAUAUGCUACUCAAUGUUUUGGAAGUAAUAGCGCCGUUUAAACAUUUCAGCAAAUUACGAGAAUUUGUCCUUAUGAAAUUACCACCUGGAUUUCCUGUAAAAAUCGAUAUACCUAUCUUACCUACGGUAACAGCAAAAAUCACUUUUCAGGAAUUUGCCUUUCGCAAUGAUAUAGAUCCACAUUUAUUUCAAGUACCAUCAGAUUAUUUUGAAGAUCCUAUGAGAUUUCCAGAUUUAUGACGACUCCGUGUUCGACGGAAAACUCAAGUCAAUUGUCAAAGUAAAAAACAAAUCAUUUUUUCUCAAGAAACUAUUUGGCUUUACAAUUUUCUUAAAUUAUACUGCUGCCAAAAGGUCUCUCAAAAAGUUAUGAAAUAUUCUUUAAAAAAAAUUAUUCUGAUUUUGAACAUAAAUGGUAGAAAAUAUUGUUUAUGAAAGUACACAGAAAGUUUAAAGAGUGGCAUACUUUAUUUACACACUUGUACGCUACAUCCUAAAGAAGAAAAUAACGUAAUAAAUCUAUGCACAUUAAGAUAUACAUUUUACUCCACUGAGUGCAUAACAGAUAAUUACAUUAUGCACCUUAUUUUACCUCAUUUAGUUUCAAUUUUGAAUUUUCCUUUUUCAUACGUAGCAGUUAUUAUUUAAAAAGUAUUGUAUUUGCGAAAUAAUGACAUUUCGCAAUAUUUAUUUAUAAACAGUAAGAUUUUCUCUUUUAAAGAGAAUAUUUUUAAUUAAUAUAAAGUAUGGGAGAUAAAUAUUACAAAUAAACUUUUUUUCAAUUAAUAGCCAGUGGUGUCUCCUAUUAUGAUUAGUUGUACCAGAGUAAUGAAUAUGAUUCAAAAAAAUAUAGUAAGGACAUAUUGACAUGUUUUCAUUUUAAGUACAACAUUUUACGUACAUUUUAUGUUCUGCUCGCUAAUUUAGACUUGUGAUACUAUACAUGGUAGUGUAUGCGUGUAUGCGUUUCUAUGUAUGCGCGUGGCAUGUGUUCAUACUUAUGUACAUGUGAGUGCGCAUUUAAUACAAAAUUUUUAAAUAAAGAUUUUAAAUUGAGA
This is a messenger RNA of Megachile rotundata (alfalfa leafcutting bee), 2834 nucleotides long. Its product is annotated as ankyrin repeat domain-containing protein 13C. Gene Ontology annotation, cellular component: cytoplasm. Lineage: Eukaryota; Metazoa; Arthropoda; Insecta; Hymenoptera; Megachilidae. The record is from RefSeq and is a predicted model, not a curated record. Gene Ontology annotation, molecular function: signaling receptor binding. Gene Ontology annotation, biological process: protein retention in ER lumen.